AAGUAGUCUUUUCAGCCCUGCCCCCAGCUACUGGUUCUUCCCACAGGCAAACAUAGUUACCAUGUGUAUAUCCUUCCAGUUAAUUUUGAUGUACGCAUAAGAAAAAAUAAGUAUAUAUUACUUCUAUCACCCAAAUGUUCAUUUACAGACCUGAAUUUUUUCCAUUUCAGACUAAAAGGAUGGUUUAUUCAUACCGCAAUACACAUGUGUUGAUUUAUGGCUCAAAUACUAACUGAGCACCUAUUAUGUGCCAAGCAAGGUUCCAGGAGGCAGAAACCUAGAACACGGUGCCUGCUCUACAAAACUUGACCACACAGAAGGGGAGAGAGAUGUGUAGACAGUGGAAGUAAUUUUGGAAAAGGAAGAAUCUAAUAGAAAUAACUAAGGAAGGCCAAGUUUUUGGUGAGGGCUUGCAGAAGAGACACAUUCACCCCUUACUGCAGGAGGGGGUUUUGCUCAUAUUUGAAAAAAAAACAAAAAAACAAAAAAACAGUCCCGAAGUGAUCGUUAAUGCCUGUCCCAAUCACUGCAUGGGCCUUAGUGUUUCAUUAGGGAAAAAUCAGCUGCAGACAUCCAGGUCCCUGUCUUCACACUUUCACAGUGGAGCACUCCGGUGUCACUCUGACAUUUAGGACCAUUGGAAGAGCAGGGGCUUGGUGUCGCGAGAAGCUGUGGCCCAGGCUGCUGCUGCUGCUGAGGCAGAGGCCCAGGCUCCAGCCAGGAUCCAGAGAGUAAGAGCCAAGAAAAAGAAGCCAAUGGGGGAGUGUGUAGUGAAAAGACUCACCCUUCCCGAAGGCCAGACCACAGACAGGUCUGACCUUUGCUUCUGGGAGGUGAUGUCUAAGCCCUUGGAAUGGCAGGCCUGAUAAGAGUGUCUUUGUUUGCCUGUGGACCUUGAGCCAGCCAGAUAGUAACAAUACCACGUACAUACGGCCACGUAUGUACAAUAAGGCCACGCACAUACGUAGGGUGGGGGCUUUGGGCCCUGCUGUGUCAGCUCAACUCUGGAGGGGCUGGACAUGGGUCAGCCACGUGGGCAGUCAGGUAGGCCCUCAUGACGGAGCCUCCAGUAAAAACUCUGGGCUCCGAGCUUGGGUGGGCUUCCCAGGUUUACAAGAAUCCAUUGUCACACGUGGUUGCCAGGGGGAGUUAAUGCCAUCCACCAGAGACCCCCCAGAGAGGACAUCUGGAAGCUGCGUGUGUGGAGCGCCCCCCAGACCCCGCCCCGUGCCUCUCUUCCCCCCGCUGAUUCCCGUCUGUAUCCUUUGUCGGUAAUAAACCAGGGCUGUGAGUGUAACAGCUUUCAGCGAGUCUUGUGAGUUCUUCUAGGAUUGUCAAACCCGAGGGCAUUUUUUGGGCGCCCCCUUGAACUUGCAGUUGGUGUCAGAGUGAGGGUGGUCUUCUGGCCUGCUCUUUCUAAUCUCUUUAGGGAUGAGAAACGUUUUUUACUCAUGUGAAGGUUAACCUACACAUGGGAACCAGCCCUGGACUUGAUAACACCCAAGGGUCUGUAUUAUUGAGUCUGGGGGACGGCAGCGAAUUUGGGCUAAUUUACAGUGCCACUGUCUGACAGUAUUAAUUUAGAGGCUGCUGCUAUACAGACCUUUAGGCCAUUUUGUAAACAUUGCUCUUUGGGUUUUAAUUCUCUUGGACACAAGGGGGCACUCCAUGCCAGCUCUUUGAGGAAACCACCCGGGAGGAAGUUUGAAUUAGAGGACUCGAGAAAAUAAACUCAAGAGGCCAAGCUUUUUCCAACCAACAAAGACAGAUUCCCAUGUCUUUCCUGCUCAUGGUUACAUGACCUCAAAUCGUGCAGUUCAGUUCCCUCAUCGGAAACAAGUUCCCGUCCCGCCUUAGGUGUCAUUACCCCAGUUCAACCCAGACUCCUGCCUGCUAGUCUCAAACCUUUCCCCUCUAUUCCAUGUUCAUGAGACACCAGACUCUGGUGCUAGAUAGAGUAAGAGGUCAGGCUCUGGGCCAUUUAUCCUCAAAAACAUCGGGGCUGGACCCAAACACGUGAGACAGGGAGCACAAGCAGAGGGGUGACAUGAGGAACAACGACUAGAAUCCGUAUCUGUGGCAGGUGAACUAAUGGGGGUAAAGGGCAGAGCCACAUAUAAAUGCAGCAGGUACAGACGCCCCAGUGUCAGGGACAAAAGGGGAAAAGCUGGAUGGCGUGUGGCCCUGGUGUCUGAUGGAGGAGGAGGUGCAGCACUUAAUGAGCCCUGACCCAGAGAGAGGCUUUGGCAGACUGGCUGCCGCAGGGAACCCCUGACUCCUGCUGCUUGGCCAGGGUGGUCUGGAAAGGCCCACAUCCUGCGGACCCAACAGGGCAGAAAGUGAGUUCCCCUGGAUGGGGCCUGCAACCAGCAACAGUCAGCCUGGGCUCUUGCAUCUGCUGGUGUUCCCUCUUCAUCCCAUGUGCCUUUUAUUCCCCUAUGCAAACUGUCUGCCCAGAAGACAGCAUGGCGAUUUCCUUCCUCUUCUGUCCGCUCUAACAAACGUCCCCCCUAGGGGAGUCCCUCUGACCAGGGGACCGGUGGCACUUCCCCCGCACCUGCCCACCUUUCUCAUCAUCCCAUUUUGUUUUCUUCAGAGCACUUGACACCCUCUGGCAAUUUUAUCUGUUUAAUGAAACUCUGUCUUUGUAUUUAAAGGGGGUUCCUUUUAGAAAACAUAGUUGGGUCUUGUUUUAGUCCACUCAUAGUCUGUCUUUUAAUUGGUGUAUUUAUGACCACAGUUAAAAUCAUAGUUGAUGUAGCCGAAUUAAUAUCUACCCUGUUUGUAAAUGUUUUCUGUUUGCUUCCCGUGUUCUUUGUUUUCUUUUGUCUCCCUCUUUUUCUGUAUUCUUUUGUUUUAAUUGAAUAUUUUAUAUGAUUCCAUUUCUCUUAGCAUGUCAAUCGUAGCUCAUUUUUUAAAAUAAAGUUUUAUUUGUUGCCCUAGAUUUUGCAAUAUAUAUUUACAGCUACACUGAGACCACUUGCUGCUGGCCAGGUGGCUCGGUUGGAGCACCUGGCUGGAGCAUCAUCCCAAACUCCAAAGGUUUGCUGGUUCGAUCCCCGGUCCGGGCACUUACCUGGAUCGUGGGCUCUGAGACCGGAGAUAGAAUGGGAAACCCUGACACUGCAGCUGUCACCAGUCAGCACCCUGAUUUUCGGGAAUCGCUUUGUGACACCUGAUAGUAGGUGUUGUGGUUUCCUCCCUUGAGUGGGCAAUCAAGGAGGAUUGUGGGAAAUUGUCUGGGUAGAAGGUUAAAUAAAGACUGUAUAAAGCCUGUAACCAACUGUUCAGUAGAAGAGACUCACUCCCUGGCCAGAAAUGGCCCACUCCCAUAUUUUGGGAUGACGAAGCCAAGAGAACCAAGGCUGAAGCUCCCCUCCCUUUGGUUCCUGGAAGAAAUGAGGAUUUUGGGAAUGGGGGUGAUUUUGACUUUGGAACUUGUAAAAUAUGUGUUUACUUUGGAAUUAAAUAUUUUAGUGUAACUUUCAUUAUGACUGCAUUUCUGCACAGAAUCCUUAAUUGGCAAUAGGCAAUUCUUGACACUUUCUGUAUGAUUAGAGUCCCUAUUCCUUUUUUCUUUUAUCUCCUGAUGAUUUGGCCAAAGGGCUGGGAGAAGGGAAGGGAUUAACUACAAGAAGAAAAGAAAGAAUUAACUUGGAACUUUUGAGAUGAUCCCUAACAUAGUGUUUUUUUUGUUUGUUUGUUUGUUUUUUUGUCAAGUGGUUAUUCACCUUGGUUUACUGUGUUAAAACUGUAAAUACAGCAGAUCAUGACAUUCCUCACCCACUGGAUUGGGUUUUCCCUGUCUUUUUGUCUGGCCAUUUCAGUAGCUGGAAGGUGUGGGCCGUUUCAGGAGCUGGUCUCGCUCUAAGUGGAUCCUGACCCUCAGGUUUGCCACUUGUUUCCCUGGACAGUUUGAUGGUUGGUAUUGGUUCUGGUGGGUGGUUCCCAUUCAGGCUUUCUCCUGUUUCCCAGAAUAGUUAUCAGUGACGAUACCGGAAACUUUUCCUUGCUUGCUUUGCUUACCUUUGUGUGGCCCGUUCAAUCGUUUGUAGCCACCAAGCGCCUGGACCCCUCUCCAUCUGCAGCAGCUCCAGCCUCGGUCGGGGCACGGGCAGGAGGCGACUGAGUGAUGUUUCUCCCUCACGCCCGGGUUUCUCUCUCUCAAUCUCUCUCUCUCCUUCCUUUUGUAAAAUCUAGAAGCAUCCACAGGUGAGGAUUAAAAAAAAAAAGACCACUUUCAAAUACACUAUACUGCUUCAUAGGUAGUGUAGGUACAUACUUGUAUAACAGAGUAUUCCCAGUUCCUCCCCUCUGUCCCUUAUAACAUCGCUGUCAUAGAUUUCACUUAUCCAUAAACUGUAAUCAUCUGCUAUAUUGUUGCUGUUAUUAUUUGGACACAUUGUAUUUGUUUAUCUAUGUAUACCGUCUGUCUUCCCCAACUAGACUGUAAGCACCGCAGGUGCAGGAAUUGGGUCUGUCCUGCCCACCAUUCUCGAGCCAGGGCCUAAAACAGUGCCUGGCGCAGCGUGGUUCUCAGUAAAUAUGUGUUCCAUGAGGCAGUGGAGUCCUAUUUUCUCCUUCUCGGGGUAACCUGAUGUGCUAUCAAAUACAACAAUGGAUGUAAAGUGAAGCCCCAGGGGUGUGUACAAACUUGAAUACUCACUGGCUAAUCCCUUGAGCAGGCAGAGCUUUCAACUGGAACGAUAAGGGUUAUAAGCCCUCACUUCAUGCCCCCACUGCACCGGAGACAAGAGCUGGGAAGAGAUAAGGAACCCCUGAGCCAAGCGUCAUGGCAGCCAAGCCCAAGCUCUGGUACUUCCGAGGCCGGGGCAGGAUGGAGUCGAUCCGCUGGCUGCUGGCUGCCGCUGGAGUGGAGUUUGAAGAAGAAUUUCUGGAAACAAGAGAGCAAUAUGAGAAGUUGCAGAAGGAUGGAUGCUUGCUCUUUGGCCAAGUGCCUCUGGUCGAAAUUGAUGGGAUGAUGCUGACACAGACUAGAGCCAUCCUCAGCUACCUGGCUGCCAAGUACAACUUGUAUGGGAAGGACCUGAAGGAGACAGUCAGGAUCAAUAUGUAUGCCGACGGCACUCUGGACCUCAUGAUGAUGAUUGCACAGGCUGCCUUCAAACCCCCGGAGGAAAAAGAGGAGAACGUUGCUUCCAUCGUGACCAAAGCUAAAACCCGUUACUUCCCGGUGUUUGAAAAGAUUUUCGAAGACCAUGGAGAGGAUUUCCUCGUUGGCAACAAAUUCAGCUGGGCAGACAUACAACUGUUAGAAGCUAUUUUAAUGGUGGAAGAACUCAACGCUUCUGUUCUCUCCGACUUCCCUCUGCUAAAGGCAUUUAAAACAAGAAUCAGCAACAUCCCUACGAUUAAGAAGUUCCUGCAGCCUGGGAGUCAGCGGAAGCCGCCCCCGGACGGCCACUACGUUCAAGUGGUCAGGCACGUUCUGCAGUUCUGACGGCAGCAGGUCUUCAUAGCAAACGGUCACGGUCCCAUCGCAGCCACGGCGGUGCCCGAGCUCACGGUAGAUUCUAGGUGUAAAAUGUCUGAAAAGAACAAAAACACCCUGUCAUCAACAGCAAAUGCCCAUUAAACGCAGAA
Messenger RNA from Artibeus jamaicensis (Jamaican fruit-eating bat), 5604 nucleotides. RefSeq names its product glutathione S-transferase A4. Gene Ontology annotation, biological process: glutathione metabolic process; xenobiotic metabolic process. The record is from RefSeq and is a predicted model, not a curated record. Gene Ontology annotation, molecular function: glutathione transferase activity. The coding region runs from base 4793 to 5461 and encodes 222 amino acids. The transcript has 7 exons. Lineage: Eukaryota; Metazoa; Chordata; Mammalia; Chiroptera; Phyllostomidae.